AUGUGCUGUGUCUGGGGAGUUUUAAACUCUAUUUCAACCAAUUGUACCUCAGAGAAGGGGCUCCUGAAAUAAUUCACAUACUUUCAAGCCCCAAGUUGGAAUCAUAAUUUUAUGGGGAACUGAAGCGGCAAUGCUGCUCACCACUUACAAAAUCCGUAAAAAUCAUCAGUAUUUAAUCUUCAAGAUGCCGUCCGUUCUGCUGUACCACUUCCCUCCAUCCGCUCCUUCUCGAUUUGCGCUGAUGACCAUGAGGACGCUUGGUAUCGAUGUCGAAAUUAAGAAUCUUAAUCUUCUGCAAAAAGAGCAGUUCAACGAGGAAUUUUUGAAGAUUAAUCCUCAACAUUGUGUGCCGACGAUAGAUGAUGAUGGCUUCUACUUAUGGGACAGUCAUGCAAUUGCCACAUACCUGGUUGGCAAAUAUGGCCAGGAUUCAGGUCUUUAUUCUGAAGAUUUAAAAGAGAGAGCUAAAGUUGACUCCAUGUUGUAUUUUGAAGCAACUGUUUUGUUUGCUAGGCUCCGAGCUCUGUGUGUGCCUUUCAUAUUCGGUUCUGCUUCAUCAGUCCCAGAAGACCUCAAACUAAAUGUUAAAGAUGCUUUCAACACACUCAACACUUUGUUAAACGGUAAAACCUGGUUGGUGGGCGAAAGGCUGACUGUGGCAGACAUUGCAAAUGCAGCAGCCGUCUCAAAUGCCGUUGUUGUUGGAUAUAAUCUGAGCCAACACCCUAAUGUGGAUCCUUGGUAUAAACGCUGUCAAACUUCAAUCAAAGGCUUCGAGGAAAAUUUAAAAGGAGCGGAUGACUUUGUGGCUCUGAUCAAGAAGAAUUACUCUGCACCUCUAUUCCCAUAAUUCUUUGUGACUGUAAAAUAAAAAUUAAUUUUUAUUCCCAAUGAAAA
Molecule: messenger RNA, 897 nt
Organism: Thrips palmi
Lineage: Eukaryota; Metazoa; Arthropoda; Insecta; Thysanoptera; Thripidae
Product: glutathione S-transferase 1-like
Exons: 6
Coding region: 131-850 (239 amino acids)
Biological process (GO): glutathione metabolic process
Molecular function (GO): glutathione transferase activity
Source: RefSeq, a predicted model, not a curated record